AUGCCGUCUAUGCUAUCGACGGCCAUUCACAACACCUUCAUCAAGGCUGGAGCGAACCUGACUGCGCAACUGGUGGUGCAAUGGAGCUCCAAGGAUCCGCAGCCGCUGGACCGCCAGCGCAUCCUUGAGUUUGCCAUCUUUGGCUUCAUUGGCGCCCACAUUGGCUACAUCUGGCACCUCCUCUUGGAGCGACAGUUUCCUACGCACAUUAUUCCGCGCGUCGGACCGCCGCUGCCCGUCAUUGCGCCCGGCGAAAAGGACAAGGACGUGGCCAUACCACUACCACUGCCCCCGAGCUCGGCGGUUGCGGACCCGAUCGGGGGAGGUCCGGCGUCGUCGUCUGGAGGCUCUGCGACCAAGGUCAGCUGGAGGAAUGUCGUCGCCAAGCUCGUCGCGGACCAGACGGUCGGUCUGUGCGUCAUGAUCUCCGUCUUUCUCAUCAUUACCAACGUGGCGCGCGUGCCGCACUUUGCCGACGUCUUCAUCGUGGUCGAGACUAAGCUCUGGAGGCUGCUGCGGGCGGGCUGGAAUCUGUGGCCCAUUGUGGCCAUGUGCAAUUUUCUCUGGGUCCCCGUACGGUGGCGUGUCAUUGUCUCCUCGUGCGUGGGCUUUCUAUGGAACAUCUUUUUGAGUCUGGUCUCCAUGGGUCCGGCCGCAGGUGCGCAGCCAGGUCAUUAG
Molecule: messenger RNA, 678 nt
Organism: Pestalotiopsis fici W106-1
Lineage: Eukaryota; Fungi; Ascomycota; Sordariomycetes; Amphisphaeriales; Sporocadaceae
Exons: 1
Coding region: 1-678 (225 amino acids)
Cellular component (GO): membrane; cytoplasm
Source: RefSeq, a predicted model, not a curated record